CCCACUUCAGUGCUUUUUCCCCUAGACCAGCCUGCCAUGUGACCUAUGCGCCAGGCCAGGCAUUUGCUUUUCAAACCGCAAGAUGGCCUUCCUGGAGUGCAGCUUGGCUGUGAAGUGAACUGGCCUGUCCCCACUCGCUCCUCUUGGCUGUGUGGGUCGUUCAGCGGCUUGCUUGUCUUCCAUUCGGUGCCUUGGAGAGCCUGCUUGUCUGUAGCAGAUGCUGCACGCUUUGGUAGCCUCUGAGCUGAAAGAGCAGCUUGUUGUUUGAGAAAUAAGCUCGGAUUGUGGAGUCAGACUUGUUAUCGUAAUGCUGCCUGCGGGUGACAGGCUAGUGCCUGCAGCUGGGACUUGGGCGUUCCUGACUUCAGAGCAGUUAACUGUGCAAUCUUGUACACUCCCUCCUAAGGAAUUAGGAGGCUGAAUGCAGAAAAGUUGCAUUUGUAGCUGGUCAUAAACUAGAAGUUUACCCACAAAAGCUUCUGCCCAAAUAAAUCCCUUAGUCUUUAAGGUGCCACCGGACUCCUUGUUGUUUCCAUUAAAAGUGUCAAUUCUGUUCCUGGAGUGGGAGACUCCUGCUGAUAGGGCACUUCUGAGGGACCUAACCAUGGUAGGGGAAAAAAGCAGCACCAUGGUAGAUGGGAUUCCAGGGGGACAGAUGCUAAGUAAUGCACACUGGAGGGACUAAUCUGAACUCACCAUCCACUUUACUGGGCUGUGUAUUAACCAUCACCACUCACGGCACCGCGGUGUACCACUCUCUGAUUCCUCAACUUGCAGCGCAACAACGGUGCGAAAGGCAAACGCAGCGCUGUGUUUGCCUCAGGAAUGGGCUGGGGAAUACUAUUGAAAUCCUCGGCAUGCCCUUCCGUAAAUCAGUGGGGAGCCCUCCCUUGGAGAUGAUGUGCAGUACUGGUCAACCCAUUGCAGAAGGGACACUGCCGAAUCGGAGGGGCUUCAGAGAUGAGCGACAAGAAACUCUCCGCCCUGGAAGGAGCCACGAGUGUCCCAUCGCCAUCCGGAUCUGUCCCUGGAGCCUCUGCCCCCUUCCGGCCCCUCUUCAACGACUUUGGCCCCCCGUCCAUGGGCUACGUGCAGGCCAUGAAGCCACCAGGUUCCCAGGGCUCCCAGAGCACGUACACUGACCUACUCUCAGUCAUUGAGGAGAUGGGCAAAGAGAUUCGACCCACCUAUGCAGGUAGCAAGAGUGCCAUGGAGCGGCUGAAACGAGGCAUUAUCCACGCCCGGGCGCUGGUGAGAGAGUGUCUGGCAGAGACAGAGCGCAAUGCCCGUACGUAACAGCUGCUGCCCUGCCCCAUGGACCUUCCCACCAAUGAGCAUCUGAGAACCUGCAGAUCUGCCCUCCCACGGACCUUCCCACCCAAGACCUGGCUCUGCCAUACCCCACACAGACCUUUCAGCAUUUGGCAGCUGAGGAUCCAGAGCAGGUCCUGCUGGAGUGCAGCUGUUGCCGGCAGUCAGCGCUGGGGAAGCUGGCGCUUGGGCCAUGCUGCAGGGAUCUCCAGGGAGAGGAGCCAGCGGCUUUUCUCACAUCUUUAUAACGUGUUUGUUUUUAUAACUCAAUAAAAGAAAGCGUUGGGAUUCUGA
Messenger RNA from Chrysemys picta bellii (western painted turtle), 1605 nucleotides. Lineage: Eukaryota; Metazoa; Chordata; Testudines; Emydidae. The record is from RefSeq and is a predicted model, not a curated record.